AUGGCCAGCCCUAAAGCCACAGGGAUCUCCUGGGAGAUCGCUUGGCUUGCUAUUGCUAUCUAUGCUCAUCUACAGACAAGAGCAGAGCAAUCCCAAGGUGCAUACUUCUUGCCUGAGUUUGCACUUUCUCCACAGGGGAGUUUUCUUGAGGAUACCACGGGGGAACAAUUCCUCACUUACCGUUAUGAUGACCAGACCUCCAGAAUUACCCGCUCUGAUGAAGAUAAGGAAGGCUCCUGGGAUGCCUGGGGGGCCUGGAGUGAUUGCUCACGGACCUGUGGUGGGGGAGCCUCUUAUUCGUUGAGGAGAUGUUUAAAUGGCAGGAACUGUGAAGGUCGGAAUAUUCGAUACAAGACCUGCAGUAGUAAUGACUGCCCUUCAGAUGUUGGUGACUUUAGAGCACAACAGUGUUCAGCCUACAAUGACGUCAAAUACCAGGGACAUUUUUAUGAGUGGAUCCCUGUGUAUAACGAUCCUACUGCACCAUGUGCCCUGAAAUGUCAAGCUCUGGGAAAGAACUUGAUUGUGGAGCUUGCCCCAAAAGUGCUAGAUGGUACGCGUUGCAAUAUUGAAUCCUUGGAUAUGUGCAUCAGUGGAAUAUGCCAGGCAGUAGGCUGUGAUCGACAACUUGGGAGCAAUGCCAAGGAAGACAACUGUGGAAUCUGUGCAGGAGAUGGUUCAACAUGCAGGCUUGUGAGGGGACAAGCUAAGACACAUGUCUCACCAGAAAAAAGGGAAGAAACCGUGAUUGCUGUACCACAUGGGAGUCGCAGUGUGAGAAUUACCCUAAAAGGACCAGCACACCUUGUUAUAGAGUCAAAGACACUACAAGGAGACAAGGGAGAGCACAGUUUCAAUGCUCCUGGAACAUUUGUCAUAGAAAAUACAACUGUUGAAUUUCAGAAGAGUACAGACAGGGAAAUCAUAAAGAUCCAGGGACCUCUUGGAGCAGAUUUCAUUAUCAAGACCAGGUACUCUGGAUCAAAAGAGAGCGUGGUUCAGUUCUUUUUCUAUCAACCCAUCAGUCAUCAGUGGAGACAAACAGAGUUCUUCCCCUGCACAGUGACGUGUGGAGGAGGUUAUCAGCUUAAUUCAGCUGAAUGUGUGGAUAUUCGUCUGAAGCGUGUUGUUCCUGACCACUAUUGUCAUUACUAUCCAGAAAAUAAGAAACCAAAGCCCAAGCUAAAAGAAUGCAACAUGGAUCCCUGCCCUUCUAGUGAUGGAUUUAAAGAAAUCAUGCCCUAUGAUCACUUCCAGCCACUUCCUCGGUGGGAACAUAACCCUUGGACUGCGUGUUCAGUUUCCUGUGGAGGUGGUAUUCAGAGGAGAAGUUUUGUGUGUGUGGAGGAGACCAUUCAUGGAGAGAUACUGCAAGUGGAAGAAUGGAAAUGCAUGUAUGCCCCCAAGCCCAAAGUCAUUCAAACCUGCAAUCUGUUUGAUUGUCCUAAAUGGGUGGCAAUGGAAUGGUCUCAAUGCACAGUGACCUGUGGCCGAGGCUUGCGUUACCGAGUAGUGCUGUGUAUCGACCACCGUGGGCAGCAUGUCGGUGGCUGUAAUCCACAACUUAAACUACACAUAAAAGAAGAGUGCAUCGUGCCAAUACCAUGUUACAAGCCAAAAGAAAAAAAUCCUGUGGAAGCAAAAGUGCCAUGGUUUAAACAGGCGCACGAAAUGGAAGAGACCAGAACAGUCUCAGAAGAGCCAACGUUUAUUCCUGAACCCUGGUCUCCAUGCAGUGCUACGUGUGGCAAUGGCAUACAGGUGCGAGAUGUGAAAUGCCGAAUUCUUCUUGCGUUUACUCAGACUGAAGUUGAAUUGCCAGAGGAGGAAUGUGAAGAUGUGAAGCCACCAACAGAACGAGUCUGUCAUCAGGCAUCCUGUGACAGUGAUCCUGUCCCUUACACAACAGAAUUUUCACAUGCUGAAGGUGGCAGUGUGAUCUAUGACUGGGAGUACAUUGGUUUUACUCCUUGUUCAGUCACAUGUCUUGGAGGAACACAAGAAGCCAUUGCAAUGUGUCUGCAUGUAGAGACAAAACAAGCCGUCAAUGAAACCCUGUGUGACAAUUCCAAGAGACCACCACCGAUGACUCGUACCUGCAAUAUGAAGCUUUGCCCUCCGAGGUGGCAAAGCGGCCCCUGGAGACGCUGCUCAGCUACGUGUGGGGUUGGGAUACAGACGAGAGAUGUAUUCUGCCAGCAGCCGGGAGGAUCUGCUGUUGCUGCUGAAGACUGCAAAGACAAAAAACCUCAUUCUUUACAAGCUUGUAACCAGAUUGAUUGUCCCCCUGUUUGGCAUGUUGAGGAAUGGCAACAGUGUUCACGUACUUGCGGAGGAGGGAUUCAGACCCGCAAAGUGUACUGUAAACAGCUGUUGACAGAUGGAAGUUUCCUGAAACACUCUGAUGACACCUGCCAGGAACCUAAAUUGCCAACUAGUAAACCAUGUGCAAAAGUUGAUUGUCCUCCUCAGCUAGUUGUAGGAGAAUGGUCCAAGUGCUCGGUAAGCUGCGGUGUUGGAAUCCAGAGAAGGAAACUUGCCUGCCAAAACCUAACAGCAAAGGGCCAAUAUGUCACAUUAAAUGGAUCAAUGUGUAGUGGUCUGUCUCCUUCACUGCUUGUAAGGUCUUGUCAGAUGAAUGCCUGCAACAAGAUUAAACCAAAGCUUCCAGAAAAGUAUUCUGCUCAUGGACCUCAGAUUCUCAGUAUUCACCGAGUCUAUAUUCAAACAAGACAAGAGAAGCGCAUUAAUUUUACCAUAGGAAGCCGAGCCUACUUACUUCCAAAAACAUCUGUUGUAAUUAAGUGCCCUGUACGAAGGUUCCAGAAAUCACUUAUCCGGUGGGAGAAAGAUGGACAACACCUACAAAACUCUAAAAGGCUUGGCAUCACUAAGUCAGGCUCGCUGAAAAUACAUAGUCUUGAAGCUACCGAUAUUGGUGUGUACCGGUGUAUUGCAGGCUCUGUGCAUGAAACAUUUGUACUCAAACUCAUUGGUACUGACAACAGAUUGAUAGAACCACCAAAUCUUAGAAAACAUGCCAGGGAGACCAGUAACACUGAUCACAAUGAGGCCAACAGCUUUGGGGCCAAAUGGCAUAAAAUGAGCAAAAUGUGGCAAAUGUGGAGUAAGAAGAAUGAGCUCUAUCUAGGUGACAGGCAAGUAAAUGAUCAGCCAUUUCUGCGAAAUCCUGAAACCUUUGGGAGUAAUUCAGCAGAAGACUUCAGCUCUCGUGAAUUCAGGAAUAAGCGACUGGAGGCAGCAGUUCUCCGAGGCGCCUACAGCAUGGACACCGUGCAGUUUGAAGAACUGAUCAGGAACAUGAGUCAGCUCAUUGAAACUGGAGAAGUCAAUGACGACUUGGCAUCCCAGGUCAUUUAUCAAUUAGUUGCUGAAUUUUCUAGGCCUCCACAACCAACUACUGAAAAAUGGAAGGGGGCCCAGGAUGAGAAACUUGCCUCAAAACUCACAGGCAAAUCACCUAAUGAAUCUGAACGUUUCAGCACAAAAACUGUUGAUAAGUUAAAGUUAGACCAGAAGGUUCCAGUUAUUAUGAGGCAAAAGGAAAUUCCUCGAGUUUCCUUCAACAAAACAGUAACUGUACAAAUUGGAAAUACGGUUUUUCUGACCAAGAAUACUCAUGCUGUCAAUCUACUGUGUGAAACAGCUGGUAUUAGUGAAGUGAAAUACACUUGGACAAAAGAUGGCGAGACAUUAAAAGCCUCUGAGAAGAUCUACACUGAAAAGUCAAAUAAAGCUUUUAAAACUGAUUAUCCCUUUAAUUUCAAAGAGAUUCCUGUCAUCUUGUCCUCUGUGUUAAAUGUUACAAAUGUGGAACGCAGCAGUUUCUCAGCAGUUGUUGGAGGUACAAUCGUGGCAAGAACUGGAGCAAAUAUUACAGUUGAAUGUCCAGUGAAAGGUGUUCCCCAACCAAAUGUGACAUGGUUUAAGAAGAAAGACAUUCUACAAAUCAAUUCUUUCUUGGUUUUGAAUGGCUCUUUAUUUCUGAGGAAUGUUUCCUAUGAAGAUGCAGGAACAUACACUUGCAGAGCAACUAACGCUCUCGGAAAAGCUGAAGCUGCGUCUGUUCUCCACUUAACUGAACAAAGAUAUAUAGAGAAUAACACUCUAUUAUCAAUGGGAAGCAGAAGAAAGCGUGUCCUAAUGGCAUCUGGAAUUGGUACAAAUGUCAGUGUGGUACCUGGAGAUCCACUAAGAAUAGGUUGCCCAGUUCUGCCCAGCUACAGAAAUUCAGUUCACUGGCUUUUCGGAGAUAGUCCAAUUGAAGAAGUUAAGACCUUGGAAUACCGAACCCUGGUUGGGGGUCGUAUCCUAGAGGUGAACACCAACUCUGGUCAAUUUGCCGGACAGUUCCAAUGUUGGACUUCAGCUAGUGCAAAACCAAUGUCAGUUUGGGUAAAUGUCAAGAAGGAAGAUUAUAAAUGGGAAUAUGCUGAGUGGAGUACUUGCUCUGCUAGCUGCGGGAAUUCAGGAACCCGCUCCAGAAGACUACAGUGCAUGAGUGCAGAGAAACAGAAAGUAAAUGAAUCAUUAUGCAGAGAGCUGCAAAAGCCAGCAAUUAUUUACCAGUCAUGCAACAGAGAUGACUGCCCUGCCAGGUGGGUAACUAGUCCAUGGUCUGAGUGCUCCGCAUCCUGCGGCAAUGGAUUUCGCUAUCGACAAAUAACUUGCCAACACAUAAAAGCCAAUGGCAGCGAGCUGACACUGCUACCAGAUGCUUGUAUACACAGAGAUCGUCCUGUGGGAAGGAAACCCUGUAUGGGUCAUUUGUGUACGGUGGGGACAAUACAGACAAAAGGCCAGUGUUCUGGUCGCUGCGUAGGCCGCCCUGUAGGUUUACAGCAUCGUCACUUUAUAUGUCAACUUCGUAAUGGAUCUUUGGUGCCGAACUCUUCUUGUGAUGAAAGAAAGAGAUCUCCUGUCAGAAGAAACUGUUCUUCAGAGGCAUGUGAUGUCUAUUGGCGGACAGGCCCCUGGAGGCCUUGCAGUGUGGACUGUGGGAGUGGAUUUCAGUCCAGACGAGUGUACUGUGUACACAGACAGAACAACAAACCGGUGGCUGAGCAGCAUUGUGGAUGGAGGAAGAGACCAGUGACCUGGCAACACUGCAACGUCACAUCCUGUGGUAAAGGCGAAUGCAAGGAUACAACUCACUACUGUACAUUUGUAAAGCAACUAAAGUUAUGCUUGAUAGACAUCUACAAACAAAGGUGUUGUCAAUCAUGUCAAGAAAUGUAA
Messenger RNA from Nipponia nippon (crested ibis), 5259 nucleotides. Lineage: Eukaryota; Metazoa; Chordata; Aves; Pelecaniformes; Threskiornithidae. The record is from RefSeq and is a predicted model, not a curated record.